This is a messenger RNA of Lotus japonicus, 1521 nucleotides long. Its product is annotated as U-box domain-containing protein 25-like. Gene Ontology annotation, molecular function: ubiquitin protein ligase activity. Lineage: Eukaryota; Viridiplantae; Streptophyta; Magnoliopsida; Fabales; Fabaceae. The transcript has 3 exons. Gene Ontology annotation, biological process: protein ubiquitination. Bases 1 to 1302 code for a protein of 433 amino acids. The record is from RefSeq and is a predicted model, not a curated record.
AUGGCUCAACCAAGAAUUGGAGGGUUACCAGAAACUUCCCACCCUGCACUACUCUUUUCAGCUGGCAACAUAGAAUGUAAGUCCAUAACUUUGUUUCUUUCCAUGACAGAAUCUCAAAACUCCAUUCCUUACUUAUUCAGAUGCCCCAUCAGUUUAGACUUGUUCCAAGAUCCUGUAACUUUAUGCACAGGCCAAACAUAUGACAGGUCAAAUAUAGAACAAUGGCUGGCUGCUGGAAACCUCACAUGCCCAGUCACAAUGCAGAAGCUUCAUGAUCCAUUCAUUGUUCCGAAUCACACACUUCGCCACUUGAUUGAUCAGUGGCUUCAACUCGGUCCCCAAUUUGAACCUGGUAACUCUGCAACUGCAGAUGAUCCUUUAUCUGGUCUGAAACACACCCUUGAAUCCCAGGAAAGCAGCUUGGAGAACAAGCUUCAAGCACUUGAGAAAAUCAGAGCCCUACCUGAUCAGUAUUUUUCUUUCAAGAAAUCAUGUUUCCUCCUAUUGGAUUUCUUAUCACUACUUUUGGAACUAGUUUUUGCAAGAGAAGAAGCUCAAGUAUCAAAAAAUCAUAUGGAAUUCAUAGAGCUAGCUCUUUGUUGUGUCCUAAAAUUGCUGCCUCUUGGUAGUUUGGAGCCUCUAAAUAUGAUCAAAGAUGAGCCUAAAUUUUCCACAUUUCUGCUAUUAUUUGAAAAGGGUACUAACCCGAUUAAGAAUAGCUUGUGUCAACUUAUAGAGUCAGCAUCAUCAUCUCAGACAGAAGAGUUAUGUUUUUUUCUUGGAAAUUCUCACAAACUAGUGCAAGAGAUUGUUCUAGCUGCUCGCCGAAACAGCACGGUUUCUGAGUAUGCAGUUAAAGGCAUAUCAGCACUAUGUUCUUUGCAGUCUAACAGGGAGAGUUUAGUGAGAGGAGGAGUGAUAGAUGGCAUUAUGACAUACAUUUCAUCAGGUUCUGAAAUAAGACAGAAGAAUUUGGCACCACUUGCAAUGGGAAUAGUAAAGAAACUUUUGGAAGUAGAAAGUGCUAGAGAGGCAUUGGUGAACCACCCAAAUGCUAUCAAAACUUUGGUCAACAUGGUUUUCAGGGUAUCUGAUCACGAAUGCAGUGAGAGUGCUGUUGAGAUACUCUUAAUAGUUUGCCAUGAUUUUGGUAGUGCAAGAGAGGAAGCCAUUGGAGCCGGAGUUUUGACUCGGUUACUAUUGCUUCUGCAGACUGAGUGCAGUACCACAACAAAAUCAAAAGCAGGAAUGCUGCUCAAAUUACUCAGAUCCAAGUGGACUGAGGACCUAAAGCAGUGGUAGACUGUGAAUAAUAAUAAUAAUAUUCAUCAUAAUAACAACAAUAUAAGCAUUGUCACAAAAUAAUAAAAAUAAAUAUUCUUGUUUUGACCAGACUAUGGAUAUGCAAGUGUCUUGUGAUUUUGAGGGAUCUCAUUGUUAAUGUGCCACUGUCAUAUUUUCUCCCAUAUACCUGUAAUCUGUGAACAUUUGAAUUUAUUAUAAAACUCGGUUUUGGCUUCA